AACAACAACAGCAACACCUAGCAUACCAUGGCGUUCCAUUAUGACUUCAGUACCGCUGUGGGCUAUUUUAAUUACCCAGUGUGGUCAAAGUUGGGCUUUUUACACCCAACUUACCGAAUUGCCUACAUAUAUGAAUAAUAUUUUACAUUUCGAAAUACAAUCGAAUGCUGUAUUAAAUAGUGUACCCUAUCUCACCUCAUGGUUGGUGGGUAUUGGCUGUUCAGCUGUGGCCGAUUGGAUGUUAGAACGUCGUUAUAUUAGCACUUUGAAUUCCUAUAAAUUUUGGAAUUCCAUUGCCUCGAUAAUACCCUCAUUGGGUAUGAUUGGUGUUGGCUAUGUUGGUUGCAGUUGGCAAUGGGUAACAUUUAUGUUGGCUGGUGUGGGAUCCUUUGCCGGGGCCAUUUAUCCCGGCAAUCAAAUGAAUCACAUUUCCCUAAGUCCAUCAUAUGCCGGAACAAUGUAUGGUAUAACUAAUUCAGCUGCCAAUAUUUGUGGAUUCCUCGCACCCUAUGUGAUUGGUCUGAUUAUCAAUCACAAUGAGACCAUGCUACAGUGGCGUAAGGUAUUCUGGUUGGCUGGGGGUUUAAAUAUUGCCGGCAACUUGAUAUAUCUAAUAUUUGCUAGUGCGGAUGAGCAAAGUUGGUCACGACCAGAAAAUCAGCAAAUCGAAAACAAUCAUGAAAGAUCACCAAGACGACGAAAUCGAAGAGAAGUAAAUGACGACAAUGAAAUUACAACGUAA
This is a messenger RNA of Musca vetustissima, 742 nucleotides long. RefSeq names its product putative inorganic phosphate cotransporter. Gene Ontology annotation, molecular function: transmembrane transporter activity. The annotation marks the transcript as partial. The transcript has a single exon. Gene Ontology annotation, biological process: monoatomic anion transport; transmembrane transport. NCBI's taxonomy places the organism in Eukaryota, Metazoa, Arthropoda, Insecta, Diptera, Muscidae. The record is from RefSeq and is a predicted model, not a curated record.